Messenger RNA from Pleuronectes platessa (European plaice), 2011 nucleotides. RefSeq lists its product as uncharacterized. The coding region runs from base 1 to 1788 and encodes 595 amino acids. The transcript has 15 exons. The record is from RefSeq and is a predicted model, not a curated record. NCBI's taxonomy places the organism in Eukaryota, Metazoa, Chordata, Actinopteri, Pleuronectiformes, Pleuronectidae.
AUGGUGACACGUACAGCCGCUGAGGAUGAACUGGGUCGGGGGUUCAAGGAGUUCUUCGAAAGGAGAAAAAUGCAGAAGAAGCUAAUAAAGUCAGGGAAAGCUCUGCCAUCAUCCCCUGGAGACACCACCGCUGGUUCAGACAGCAUUGACCUGGUCACUCUGUUCAUUGUCAACCAGAUUGCUGCUAAAAAGCAAAUUAAAGAUCUUCCCAAAGUUGCAGUCCUCGGCAGCGGCAGGAUAGGAUCAAGAAAGCAUAAUAAUCCCCUGGUUCUCCCGAUGAGCCCCUGCUCUCCAUCACAGCUCAUUCUGGUCGAGAGCCAGUCACAGUGCAGUGUUCAAGGAACAAGACAGAAAAGUCAUGCUGUUCCACAAGGCUUCAACUGUCGGCAGUUGUCACCAGUGCUAGAGUCAGCUUUCUCAGACAACAGUGCGUCUGACUACCGGCAGACCGUGAACAACCCCCUCAGCCCCUUCUCCUCCACUUCAAAAGCCUCUUCAGCCCAAGGAAUGUUCCCGCUGAAGCUGAACCUUCGGCAGAGAGGUCAGACACAGACACAGACACCUCCACCCUGGGACACUUCAGGCCUGGAGCAGAUCAAGUUCCAGCCUUUCUCCCACCCCAGAGGUAUGAUGGACAACAUGCCCUGGUCCUGUGGAUCAAACCCUCCCCUCUACCAACUGGAGACACCAACAGUUGAGCAAGUCCUGUUUGGAAGUCCAGAACCAGACGUCACAGAGGCAAGACACGAGGUCAACUUCUCCCUCAAUAACCAACCAGAGGACAAGGAUCCCAUGAUGGACUUCAUACUGAACCAGUCAGAGUGCGAGCAGCAGUUUGAGGAGGACCUCUUCAGGGGCUUCGUUAAUGAAGACAAUGAAAAAGAAGCUUUUCAUAUUGGGAGCUUAAAAUCAAAGAUCUACCUAAAAAAUGAAACACCAGUCAAAUCCUCAGCACCACAAACUGUACCAGAAUCACAGUGCAUGGGAAUGGAGCUCUCAAACUCUGAUGUCACAAACUUUUCAUGUCCUGCACACAGUGGCUCCAUGAAUGACUGUGGAUAUUUAGCAAGUUUCGCUUCUUCAGGAUGUUACCUCAGUUCAGACUCUACUGACGACGAAGAUUACUGCCCACCAUGUCUCCAGCCUUCUGCUUCUUCAUAUGUGGAACAAGCCUGUUGUGUAGACACCUCAAACCAGGGCUCACAGGUUAGACCGAAACAAGGUCACUCCCAGCCCCAGCCUCUUACUCCCCGCAUAAAUCCCCAAACAAACAUCAGAGUUGACGAAAAAGUUCAACCUCUGAACCAAGAGGUUUGCAAGUGCCAAAAACCAUCUGGCGGAACUCGAGAUGCAGGAACUCAAACUGUCGCCAUCCCCACUGCCGAGAUGUGCGACACCUCCACUCAGUACAUCUUCACUGCAGACGGUGCGUCCAGACAGCCUGUGUUCAGCGUGCACCUUCCACCUGUCGGCCUGUCGAUGCAACAUGCAGCCACAGGGAGGCAGACUGACAACGCUGCUCAGCCGAACACACUCUCAGCUUCAACAGGGAAUGGAGGGAAGAAUACGCCCUGGAGCAAGAAGAAACCCGAGGCUGAUUCUCCACCAGGCAACAAUGGGAAAAUAUUCCUGAAGCUACCCAUCAACUGCUAUCCAGAUUUUGCGAACGCAACUGAUGCCAGAGGUGAGGAGAGUGAAGAGGACAGCGAUGAGAGGGAGCGACACGAAACGGACCAUGUGAUGAUGACAGACCUCUCGGAGAGUGCGAGGGAGCUCCUCAGGAAAUAGCAGAUAUUUUGGCCCUGCUUAACGAGAGGAAGACUUAGGAGAGGUGACGCAGCUGAACAAAAAGAAGCUGGAUGGAAGGAGGCAAGAAUUGAAAAAUAUGCCCGUUCUGUGCAUUUGUUUUUUAGAUUUCAAAGUAUUGUUCAAAAUUAGUUUUAAGGUGUAAAACCACAUAGAGUAUUCAGUGUUUGUUCACAAAGACAGUGAAAUAAAGCCCUGAAAAGCC